Elephantulus edwardii (Cape elephant shrew) is the source of this 2259-nucleotide messenger RNA. RefSeq names its product enhancer of zeste homolog 2 (Drosophila) (gene EZH2). Gene Ontology annotation, biological process: chromatin remodeling. The coding region runs from base 1 to 2259 and encodes 752 amino acids. The record is from RefSeq and is a predicted model, not a curated record. NCBI's taxonomy places the organism in Eukaryota, Metazoa, Chordata, Mammalia, Macroscelidea, Macroscelididae. Gene Ontology annotation, molecular function: histone H3K27 methyltransferase activity; protein binding. The transcript has 19 exons.
AUGGGCCAGACGGGAAAGAAGUCCGACAAGGGGCCUGUGUGCUGGCGGAAGCGAGUCAAGUCUGAGUACAUGCGGCUGAGGCAACUCAAACGGUUCCGGCGGGCGGAUGAGGUCAAGAGUAUGUUUAGUUCCAAUCGUCAGAAAAUUGUGGAAAGAACGGAGAUUUUGAACCAGGAGUGGAAGCAGCGAAGGAUACAGCCUGUGCACAUCCUGACUUCUGUGAGCUCUUUGCGCGGGACCAGGGAGUGUUCCGUCAGCAGUGACUUGGAUUUCCCCACACAAGCCAUCCCCCUGAAGACGCUGAAUGCAGUCGCUUCGGUGCCCAUUAUGUACUCCUGGUCUCCCCUGCAGCAGAACUUCAUGGUGGAAGAUGAAACAGUUUUACACAACAUUCCUUACAUGGGGGACGAAGUUUUAGACCAAGAUGGGACCUUCAUUGAGGAGCUAAUCAAGAACUACGACGGGAAGGUGCACGGGGACAGAGAGUGUGGAUUUAUCAAUGACGAGAUCUUCGUGGAACUGGUGAGCGCUCUCAGUCAGUACAGUGAUGACGAUGACGAUGGUGACGAGGACGACCCUGAUGACAGGGACGAGAAGCGCAGAGACCUGGAGGAUCCCCGAGACGAUAAAGAAAGUCGUCCACCUCGGAAAUUUCCUUCUGAUAAAAUUUUUGAAGCCAUUUCCUCCAUGUUUCCAGACAAGGGCACAGCAGAAGAACUAAAGGAAAAGUAUAAGGAGCUCACGGAGCAGCAGCUGCCUGGGGCACUGCCCCCCGAGUGCACGCCCAACAUUGAUGGGCCCCAUGCCAAGUCAGUGCAGCGGGAGCAGAGUUUGCACUCGUUCCACACGCUCUUCUGCCGGCGCUGCUUCAAGUAUGACUGCUUCUUGCACCGUAAGUGCAGCCAGGCCUCCUUUCAUGCAACACCUAACACCUACAAGCGGAAGAACACGGAGACUGCUCUUGACAACAAGCCCUGUGGGCCCCAGUGUUACCAGCAUCUGGAAGGAGCAAAGGAGUUUGCUGCUGCUCUCACAGCUGAGCGGAUCAAGACGCCCCCGAAACGCCCUGGGGGUCGGAGGAGGGGGCGCCUGCCCAACAACAGCAGUCGGCCCAGCACGCCCACCAUCAACGUGCUGGAGUCUAAGGACACAGACAGUGACCGGGAGGCCGGAGCAGAGACGGGCGGGGAGAACAAUGACAAAGAGGAGGAGGAGAAAAAGGAGGAGACAUCUAGCUCGUCAGAAGCAAAUUCUCGGUGCCAAACACCAAUCAAGAUGAAGCCAAAUGCUGAGCCUCCAGAGAGCGUGGAGUGGAGUGGUGCUGAGGCCUCCAUGUUCCGUGUCCUCAUCGGCACUUACUACGACAAUUUUUGCGCCAUUGCGCGGCUCAUUGGGACCAAGACGUGCAGACAGGUGUAUGAGUUUCGAGUCAAGGAGUCCAGCAUCAUUGCACCUGUCCCUGCUGAGGAUGUAGACACGCCUCCCAGAAAGAAGAAGAGGAAACACCGGCUGUGGGCUGCCCACUGCAGAAAGAUACAGCUGAAAAAGGACGGGUCCUCCAACCAUGUCUACAACUACCAGCCCUGUGAUCAUCCCCGGCAGCCCUGUGACAGCUCCUGCCCCUGUGUCAUCGCACAGAACUUUUGUGAGAAAUUCUGCCAGUGCAGCUCUGAGUGCCAGAACCGUUUUCCUGGCUGCCGCUGCAAAGCACAGUGCAACACCAAGCAGUGCCCCUGCUACCUGGCUGUUCGUGAGUGUGACCCUGACCUGUGCCUCACCUGUGGGGCUGCAGACCACUGGGACAGCAAGAAUGUGUCCUGCAAGAACUGCAGCAUACAGCGAGGCUCCAAGAAGCACCUGCUGCUUGCACCUUCGGAUGUGGCGGGCUGGGGCAUCUUCAUCAAGGACCCGGUCCAGAAGAACGAGUUCAUCUCCGAGUACUGUGGCGAGAUCAUUUCUCAAGACGAGGCUGACAGGAGAGGGAAGGUGUACGACAAGUACAUGUGCAGCUUCCUCUUUAACCUCAACAAUGACUUUGUAGUAGAUGCAACUCGCAAGGGCAACAAGAUCCGCUUUGCAAAUCACUCUGUCAAUCCAAACUGCUACGCAAAAGUGAUGAUGGUCAACGGGGACCACAGGAUCGGCAUCUUCGCCAAGCGGGCCAUUCAGACCGGGGAGGAGCUGUUUUUUGACUAUCGAUACAGCCAGGCGGAUGCCCUGAAGUACGUGGGCAUCGAGAGGGAGAUGGAGAUCCCCUGA